Chlamydomonas reinhardtii is the source of this 3314-nucleotide messenger RNA. RefSeq lists its product as uncharacterized. The transcript is spliced from 7 exons. The coding region runs from base 258 to 2147 and encodes 629 amino acids. Lineage: Eukaryota; Viridiplantae; Chlorophyta; Chlorophyceae; Chlamydomonadales; Chlamydomonadaceae. Gene Ontology annotation, cellular component: cilium. The record is from RefSeq and is a predicted model, not a curated record.
GCUCUUUUCUUCCCAAGCCCCAACCAAGCUGCACUUGUGCUACAUUUCGCCCACAAAUCUAUCGACCACCAAAUCACGCUCACGCCAAGGUCCAUAGACUACUGUACUUGCCUGACAGGAACCUGAGCGAGUUGGUCCGCGCAUGGCUGAGUUAGUGUAGCGCUGCCGCCCGGAACGCGGGAUAUCGGUCACAAAUAACUGGCGCGACGUGAAAGGAGUCUCCCCGUUCCUAACUAGCGAGCUUCGGUUUAGCGAAAAUGGGGUCGCUCUUUUCGAAAGAGAAGAAAGACAAGGCCCCUGAGCAGCGCAAGCCUGGCUCUGCCCCGACGCGGCUAGAGGGGCUAGAUGGGACGUCCCCGCCUGAGCCAGUGCCUGCUCGGCGAGCAAUGACGCCCGACGCCCCCGGCCCCCGAGCAAAAGCGACCGAAGCAAGUCCCGUUGCGGUUUCUGCAGCGGCAGAAUCGCCAUCUCCCGCAUCUACGACGUCUCCGUCGGAAGCGACGAAACCUACCGUCGUGGUUGCGCAACCCUCGCGCCAAGCAUCCGCGCCGGUUGAGGAGUCCGCCUCAUCACCGGGAGGAAACGGGGAUGUGGCCAGCCCCUCGCGGCGAGCACCCAAGAAGAUCGACUAUGUGGGCGCGCAGUCCGACGGCACGAAACUCGCAGCCGACCUGCCCGCGGCGGUCACAGUGCCCGAUGACGCCUCCAGCUGGAUCCCCUGCCUGGGCGAGAGCCUGGUGCGCAACCUGCACUCGCCGGACUGGAAGACGCGCGAGCACGCGCUGCAGGCGGUGACCCGCAACCUGGGCAACGCGCGCUGGAACGCGGAGCGGGCGCCAGAGGACAUUUGGAACACAGUGUCUUCGUUGCUGGACAAGGCGCUCAAGGACAAGGUGGCCCCGCUUUUCUACUCGGCCCUGGAGCUGCUGUCCACCCUGGUGGCCAGCUACGCGCCGCAGCUGCCCUACAGCGUGCUCACGCAGGGCCUGGAGCCCAUCAUGCCCACACUGCUGCACCGCGUGGGGAACAACAACAGCCGCAUCCAGGAGACAUCCAUCCAGGCGCUCCUGACACUGGCCAACCAGCCCACGUUAGGCCUGGCCUUCCUAGGGCCGCACGCGCUGAGCCCCAUCCCCAAGAAGAGCCAACAGGGCAGCGCGGCGGCCUCGCAGAUGUGCGGGCGGCUGGAGCUCAUCACGUGCAUGCUCAACGUGCAGGUGCAGCAGCAGCUGGGUUUCGGCACGGCGGGCCGUGUGGGUCCGGGCGGGGGUGCCCCGAAGCACACCAUGGCGGACGAGGAGGUGGUCAAGUUCGCGCGGCCCGCGCUGGACAUGCCCGACGACAAGGUGCGCACGGCGGCUGUGCGUGUGGUGGCGGAGGUGUACCGCAACCGCAAGGCCAACGGGCAGCCCUUCGAGGUGGAGAAGAUGCUGGGCGCGGGCGUCAAGCCCGCGCUGCUGCAGGUUCUCCAUCGGCGGUUUGCGGAGGUGGAUGAGGAGAUCGCCACUGGCGUGGUUCCGGGCACCGCACGCGCCGGCAACGCCGCGGAGGAGGUGCCUGUGGGCCCCGGCAUCACCAUCAAGGCGCCCGGGUCUGCCGGCGCCAAGGGCGCACUGCCCCCCAUCAGCGGCCGCUUCGGCGCGCUGCCCUCGCUCACCGUGGUCGGCAGCCGCGGCGGGAGCCGCCCCGACGUGGGCGCGCCGCCCGGCUCCGCCGGCGACCCCUUCGGCAAGCCGCCGCGCACGCCCGUCACGCCCGGCGGCUCCACGCCGCCGCGCGGCCGCACGCCGCCGCGUGGCAGCCGCCUCAACACCGCGAACGGCAGCGACGGCGGCGCUCGCGCGGCGUCGCCCAUGCGCGUGGGCUCGCCGGCGCGGGGGCCGCGCGGCGAGCCGCCGCUGCCGGGCACGCUGCCUGACCCGGAGGGCGGCGCAGACGUGAUGAUGAUCCACUCGGGUGCCUCCACCCCGGCGCGCGGCAACAGCAGCCAGAGCGUGCGCGGCAGCAACAGCAGCCAGGGGGUGCGGGCCAGCACCAAGGCCGACUCGCUCAAGGCGCGCGGCAAGGGCAGCGGCAAUGCGCUGGACGAUGCGGAGGAGCAGCUGAUUGAGUACAUCCUGAACGACGAGGCGCGGGCGGCGUUAUAAGUGGUGGCGGCAGCGGCGGCGGUGGUGGUGGUGGUGGUAAAGCGGCGGGCAAGCGCUGACGGAGCCAGACUGUGGCAGUGCAGCAAAGUCGGUGCUCGGGAGGGGUGAGGGCGGCAGACAGAGGCCAGGGCUCAGGUGCAGGCGGUAUGUUUGGCGAGCCCGGGGCCUGGCGUGCCUGCUGGCACGCUGUGGCGUGCGUGCAUGAGGAUGGACUACUUAGCUAGGAACUGGAUGCGGGCGCAUGGCAUGCGUUCGAAUGAGCAUUGGCGAUUCGGGCGCGACCCGUUGCAGCGCCAUCCGGCAGUCGGCACUGAUAGAUAUAGGACUGCUGGAUGGGUGCUGGGUGUAACGGGCGUGCGGACGGGGCGCAAGCGGGGGAGCCAUGCACGACGGUGAUGCGGUAGCGGUGUGGCGGUAGCGCCAUGAAUACGGCGAUACACACCUAGGUUGCUUAAUGGCAGCCAGUUGCUGCCAGCGCCUUAGGGCGUGAAGCGCGUGUCCAGUGCCAUAUGCGUAAGGGCGGCAUCGUGCCAUUUUGGGGCGCGCGGGUGUGAUGGUCUUGUGCGUGUCAAUUUUCAUGUGCGUGGGGCGUGCAGCCGUGAGAAUGCCAACAGGCGUACUCCUGAGCUAGCACCUAGAGCUUCCCCCGGAUGCAUUCGUAGACUGGCAGUGGACUUGCGGGACCUAGAUGUGGGCUGACUCUGUACUUGGUGACUUCGGUGAGAGCGUAGGUUUAGCGCAGGAAACUACAGGAAUAGCAAGGAAGUGUGAAGGAAGAGCGCCGGACUGCGUGCCAUAAGUCUUGACGUGAACAAUUGGCCAUGACGCGGGAUCAUUAAUUGCAGGUUGGGGCGAUACGAAAGCAGGAGCCGACGCGGUGUUGGGGCAGCCCUGAAGAUGGGCUCACACACAGUGGCUGCCGGCAAGUGUAGCCUGUGGGCGGCACGUGCGAGACUGUGCCGCAUAGAAGUUCGAGCAUUGGGCGGUUAUUUGAAGGGUUCUGCAAGGUUGGUUGGGUGUAGUAUGCAGGUGCAGUGUUGAGAGGAACUACCUAGGUGAUGCCGAGAGUUUGGCCCCUGUUGUAAUGGCCUGAUGAGUGGAACAUGAAGUCUUGAACAGGCAUAUGGUGUCACGACCUGUGCAGCUUGCAAAGGUUUCGUCAACCUG